UUAUUGCAGAUGUGUUUCUAAUUCAUACGAGUAUAAUGGGUCAAAUAGAAGCCAACUCAACAGCUCAGUGCUUGCUGGAGACUGCACCGCAGACUCUUGCGCCCAGUGGGUUUAUGAUGACCCCCAUAGUUUUGUUGCAGAGUUUGAGCUGGCGUGCCAGGAAUGGAAGCGGACUCUAGUGGGCAGCAUGCACAGCUUCGGAUGCAUGCUGGGGCUGGUCAUCGUGGGGCCGCUGUCAGAUAGGUUAGGACGGAAGACGCUAACGGUGGCGACAUGCGUGCUGGGCAGCGUGCUCGGUCUGGCGCGGAGUUUCACGACAAGCUAUUGGCUGUACGUGGCCCUCGAGUUUCUGGAGGCCGUGGUAGGAGAUCCUACCUCUUCCUCCUUUACUCUAUGUAUAGAAAUGGUGGCUACAGAAAAACGCGUUCUGUACACAUCCAUCAGCGGUUUUGGCUACACAAUCGGCGGGAUCUUAUACCCUUUACUAUACUGGCUUGUACCUUAUUGGAGAAAUUUCCUUCGAACGGUCUACACACCUGGUCUUCUCUUCAUUUUCUACAUUUAUCUCAUAGACGAAAGCCCUAGGUGGCUAUUGACUAAAAGAAAGAAGAAGAAAGCAGUGACCAUUAUAGAUAACGCUGCUAAAUCGAAUAAGAUGCAGUUAGAAAUGGAUCUAAAUAAGAUUUCGUAUGAAGAAGACAAAGGAGCAAAAUUCUCUAAAGCCCUGCUUGAUACCUUUAAAUCUAAAUCUCUAUUGCUGCGGUUCUUCGUCUGCUCCGUAUGGUGGAUAGCUUCGACGUUCGUGUAUCAUGGACUGACGAUCAAUUCCAUCUUUUUACAAGGGAAUAAGUAUGUGAACUAUGGUCUGAUGUAUAUAGUUGAUGUACCUGUGCUUAUCGCUGUGGUGUUUAUCUUGAAAAGAUUCAGGAGGAAGAUGCCGCUGAUAAUUACUUUCGUCGCGUGCGCUGUUCUGUGUGUUGCUCAACCAUUUGUUCCACGCGAACAUCCCUGGCUCUCAAUAACCGUGUACUUAUCCGGCAAGCUAAUGUCCUCCUUCUACUUAUCCAUCACUUACAUCUUCACGUCCGAGCUGUUCCCUACCAGCACCAGGAACUCCAUGCACGCUCUGUGUUCGUCUGUGGGAAGGCUAGGCUCCGUCGUAGCCCCGCAGAUGCCUUUACUGAUGGCGUACUGGUCCGGGCUCCCUGCGGUCAUCUUCGGCCUGGUGUCUCUGACGGCCGGCAUACUCACGCUGCUGGUGCCCGACACGGCGGAGGACUCAUUACCAGACACCGUACGGCAGGCAGAGAACAUUGGAAAACUUGACGAAAACGAACUAUGA
Messenger RNA from Cydia splendana, 1342 nucleotides. RefSeq names its product solute carrier family 22 member 1-like. Gene Ontology annotation, cellular component: membrane. NCBI's taxonomy places the organism in Eukaryota, Metazoa, Arthropoda, Insecta, Lepidoptera, Tortricidae. The record is from RefSeq and is a predicted model, not a curated record. Gene Ontology annotation, biological process: transmembrane transport. Bases 188 to 1342 code for a protein of 384 amino acids. Gene Ontology annotation, molecular function: transmembrane transporter activity. The transcript is spliced from 6 exons.